Molecule: messenger RNA, 1281 nt
Organism: Trematosphaeria pertusa
Lineage: Eukaryota; Fungi; Ascomycota; Dothideomycetes; Pleosporales; Trematosphaeriaceae
Exons: 5
Coding region: 73-1281 (402 amino acids)
Source: RefSeq, a predicted model, not a curated record
UCGCUGCCAUGAAGCCGUCAACUUUUCUGUUUUGUCUUUGUGCGGGCGCGGAAGUCGUCCCGGUGGCUUGCCAUGGAAAACUGUUUGGACCCGCUGAUCCUCGAUCCUAAUGUCUGUCCUGGUCUGCAGCCGCCGCCGGGCGUGAUACCCAUGGACCCGAAUGCGUACAGCCUGCGUCCAUAUGUCAUCGAGACUACCGCCGUGUGUUUGGCAUUCACGGUGCCCGCCGUUGUAGUACGCAUCUUCACUAAGGGGUACAUACUCAAGAAGAUGCAAGUCGAGGAUUAUUCCCUGCUCAUAGCACUGGCUGGCUAUGCCGCCUACUUAGGGGUCAUGCUCAAGGCUUUCGACUACAACUGCGGCAAGCAUCAAUGGAAUGUAUCCAUUGCCGACACUAUGAUCAUCCUCAAGUACGUCAACAUAGUCCAAAUCCUCUACUCCCCACCCAUGUUCUUCGCCAAACUAGCCCUCCUCCUCCAAAUCCAACGCAUCUUCACUGUCACCCAAAAGAACUUCACCUAUUGGGCCUCCUGGGCGCUCAUCAUCGCCAACGGCGCCAUCUACACCGCCGUGCUGUUCGCAUUCAUCUUCGCCUGCGUGCCGCGGGAGAAGAUCUGGAAUCCGAUGCUCUCCGGCAAAUGCAUUAACACGGGCGCGACGAUGAUUACGACGAGUACUAUCAAUGUGGUCUCGGACGUGGUGAUUUUGGUACUGCCCAUGUUGGAGGUGUGGAAAUUGCAUAUGCCACUGAGGAGGAAGGUGGCUGUGGCGGCGAUUUUUGCUACAGGAAUACUUGCUUGUGCAGCGUGCGUCUGCCGUCUCGCCUACACCAUCAAACUUAUUGACACCAACGACCUAACGUAUUGGGUCGCACCAGCAGGCAUGUGGGGUGCCGCCGAAUUCGCAACUGUCAUCCUGUGCUGUUGUUUCCCCACCUUCCCGCGCUUCCUGACUUUCCUUCGUGGCAAAGAUCGGUCCAGCAAAAGCUACUCUUACGGAUCGAAUUUGAAGGCAGAACCAUCGGGAAGCCACUCUAAGAGCACGGGGAAGAACCCAAAGAGUCCGUAUUCGUGGAAUGAGACCAUGCCAGAUGGCCCAUAUAUUCAACUGGAUGAAAGGACCCUGGCGUCAAGAAGCGAGCACGUUAUUACAACCGCGGACUCUUUGGAGAGCUUGAGGCGGCUGGGUAUUGGGGCGAUCUUGAGGACGACGGAAAUUGAGACGUCUUCCGUUCAUCUCGACAACGGAACGCAGAAGGAUGAAACAUUACUAGCAAGAUAG